This is a messenger RNA of Bursaphelenchus okinawaensis, 4253 nucleotides long. The record is from the annotation of a GenBank genome assembly. NCBI's taxonomy places the organism in Eukaryota, Metazoa, Nematoda, Chromadorea, Rhabditida, Aphelenchoididae.
AUGCAAAAAGUAGAAUUAUUGACCGUCCCGGAACCGGUCGAAGUUGUACAACAACAUUGGUUUGAUGGAUACAUGUAGGUUUUACUGGCUACAUCGUAUCGUUUGUUAUAUCAAUUUACUUUAAUAUUAUAUAAAGUUGGUUUCCGUAUUGAUAAAAUAAUGUGCUUUGGGCUCUUUAGUACUAUAUCAUAUAACGUAUAGUAACGCUGACGCAAAGAGUAAUUAAAACUAAGGCUUUAGCUGGGGCUAUGGCUAAAGCUAUAGCUAGAAUCAAAACUAGGGCCGAAGCUAGCACUAGGGCUAAGGCUUCGGGAUAAGGCUCUGGGCUCUGAGCUAGGGCCAUGGCUGUAGGUAGGCUACCAAACAUAAUUUUGAAACAUUAAAACUUUUAAAAAUCCCUAGAAACUUAUCAGACAAUAUUUUAUUUACAUAUGUCAGCAAUGUUGUAAACGCAAGCUACUUUACAUAAUCUGUGCUAUAACCUUUGGAUAAUCAGCUUAAGAGCGCAAAGAACAUAUCAUAGACUAUAAGUGCAGGUAGUCAAGAUUUGCAAGCAAAAUUCAAGAAAUUCUUGGAUUAAGUGCCAUUUUUUGUUACAGUAUACUUUGUUGUAAGUUUUAAAAAAUAUGAUUUUAAGAAUUUCAAAAUUUUUAAGACUAGCAUCAUUCAGAAGCGUAUUUUACACGAAUCCUUGUUUCCGAUAUUAAAAAAUUACAAAAUUUAUUUUUUGAUGCAAAAAGAAUGGCGUGUUUUAUAAAAUACAAUUUUUUCAAAAUAUAUUAUUUUAAAAUAGUUAAAAGUUCAAAAUAAACGUGUAUGUAUAUAAGGCUAACUGACCACAGUUUGUCUACUUCCGGAAUAACUCCUGUUAACCUCAUAGUAAUUUAAAUUUACUGAGUAAUUCCAUUUAAUUUACCAUGCGUUCCCAUCGUCUCAUAAGCGACGAGCUUACUUUGUUUACACCACUUCCGAAUUAAUAUAUUUUACUGUGGUAACUAGACAUUAAUCUAGAUAACUAGACAUUAACACUAGUAUUUGAACAAAGUAAUUGAUAUUACCUAGUAAUUUGUUCUUACUAAUAACUAUUGUCUUUAUAAUCUUAUUAUCGAAUUUGUAUGGUUAUUAGACUAAGAUUAAAACUAUCAGUACUAAUUGAGUUCAACUUGUACUAUUAUGCCUAACUUUGAAGGUUUAAUCACAGUUUAAAGCUUAAUUUUUGAGUGCUAGCUAUUACAUGCACUGCUAGACAUAUAAGAGUACUCAUAGUAGCAGAAACUUCAUUAUUUAAGUACUAGCUGUUACAUAUGGUGCUAAGACAUAAAACAGUACUAAUAAUACUACAAACCCAAUUACUUUUCUAAUUCUUUAAUAUUACUUGAAAUACGCCAAAAAUGCCACAAAACACUUGGCUUAACGUAUCAAGGUCGCUGUCGGAUAUGAAUAAGAGGUUUUAAGUUUUUACUUUUGAUUUACCUUUUGGUAUCAAAACGUAUAAAAAGUAAUGAGCUAUAUCUCUUAUAGUAAUAUUCACUGCAGUAGCUCAUUACUUUUUAUACAACCUAAUACAUAGUCAAGGAUUUCUUUUUUACAUCGACCGCUUGUUUUACCACAAAAAUAAUUUAGCAUUAGUUUUAGAUAUUAACAUAUGCUUAGAACGAACAAUUAUGUAUUAUUAAAAAUUAUAUAAAAUUGUAAAAAAAAGUAGUGUUUAAUGAAACAGUACAAAACACACAUUUUGUAGUCAAUUAUAUUAUAUUAUACUUGGUAAACAAAACCUCUUCAAGAACAAUACAAAUAGUAUGAUACUAUUGCGUAUUUGGUCACGUUUACAAACAGUACUAUGAUAUACUACAAGUUUGUAAUGGCAUAACCAGUGUAAAGAAGCGUGCUGUCAAGUAUAAACUUCUAAUUGAUAACUCAUAAGAUAUUUUAUAUAUCAACUAUAAUAUUACUUGACGUACACUUGGUUUAUAUUAGUACACUCUAUAGAAGUCAACAAAAUAUAGAAUUUAGGUAACUAUAAAAACAUAAGCAAUAGAAUAAGCUAGUCCAUAGUUCAAGUAAGCCAUUUUUACAUUAACUAAUCGCUGUUGUUUUAGGAAAGCAUUGCGACAAAAGACAGACACGUCUUUGGUCACGGAUUCGAAUCAUGAACUAGCUCAACGAAUGCGCAGAACCAGUAGCAUGCCUUCAGUUGUGGAUGCCAUGCACAGUAAGUGUUAUAGUCUGUUAUACUAAAAGCCGAUUGAUAUAUUAGGUUGUUCAGGUAACUCUGUGCCCCUAACUUCGUAAGUUUUCUUUGAAAGAGGGCACUGGAUUAUUUGAACAAACUGAUAACUUACAUUGAAAAAAUUUUUUAAAUCAUACUGUAACAUAAAGAACAAUUUUGACUUCAGAAACCUCCCUAGAAAGAAUACGACAUUACAAUUACGACCUCAAGUUGUCGAAACUACAGAAAAGAGCCCUCAGAUUCACGUGGCAUCGGCUACAGACAAGGAACGGUGGAAAAAGAGUAGACCUUGUCUUUGAAGACGUAAGCUUACCAUAUUAUAUACAAAGAUGUUCUACCAUACCAUAUCCUACCCUUCCGUACCUUACUCUAUUUUAAUUGCCUUACCGUAUGCUACCCUACCCUACUCAGCCCUACCCCUACCAAACCAUACUUCAAACCUUAUAUUAUAGGUGUACGACCGUCUAAUGAGAGUAGUGCCAAUAAUGAAAGAGAUGUUCACCACCCGCGCCUUCUUAUCAGCCAUGUCAAAACAUGAAGUAGCCACCCCUCGAGAUCACGCUCGUUUCACAGUAAAAAUGAUUGACGCAGUAAUCAAAAACCUGGAUACUGAUGACAAAAAACGAACAGAUACUCGAAGUGAGUACGAUCCAGUACUAAUUGGACGUGCUCACGCUGUUCUACGACCAUAUGGCUUUGUAGCUAGCAUUUGGGAGAAACUAGGAGAGACGAUCAUCGAUGUUGUGUUAGUACAAGACGCAGUACGAGACCUGCCUGGUGCUGGACAAGCAUGGGUGGUGCUGACUGCUUGCUUGGUGGACCAGGUAAAGAAAAAAUAUUUUUCAAUAUUAUACUAGACAAAAUAUCAAUUUUUAAACCGAUAUGAUGAUAUAAUGACCUUUACUAUACUUUUUACUCCAAGUUUUUUACUAUUAGUCAUGAUAAAGAUGAAAUACAUAAUUGCUGAGAUCACUCUAGUAAUACCAUAUAAACUUUCAUUUCAGCUCCGAGCAGGCUUCGAACAGAACCGUGACCCCAAGAACCGUAUACCAGGCCGUUGUCCCAUGCACGAAAUGAACAAACACUCCACAGUACACCCUCCUCACCAGGUUCAUCCACCUCACCCUUUCCAAACAUUCUCCACUCCUCAAACUCAACGAUCCGCCUCUCCAAUCCUUGAUCUUGAUCAGGCCACGGAGCAACUUCGUCAAAACUCGAUCAAUCGAGAUCGGCAUUCUCCGCCUUCUGAACCAGUCCAACGACGAGCUUUCAGUCAUCAACAAAGUCUGCCAUACCCAUAUAUGGAUGAGGAUGUAGAUGAGAACGUGGAGAGUGGCAACUCGUUGGUUUUGAAUCGAAAUGAACAAAUGAUGUUGAGGGAGCAACAGAAAGAGGAUAUUAGAGUAGCUGAAGCACUGAUAAGUGGAAGAUACCUAGACAAACAGAACGAGGUAAGCAUUUUUUGGUGUUUAUGUUACACGCACUGGGUAGGCUCAAUCUAAAAACGUUAACUUUACGAUCUAACCUUUAACUUUUUUUUCAAGGUUUAACUUGGCUCUUGACCUUAUGCACAAUAACAACACUAACCCCACAAACGCACCAAAAACAAAAAACAGCACCAACCGCACUUUUAAUUAAGAAUCCGCUUAAGAGUAAUUACCAUUAAUCCAACUACAGCUUUCAGUACCGUCCUAGACACCACCGUUCCAUCGCCGCUCUCUUCACAAACACCCCUCCUCCUGCCUCCCAGCCCAUCACACCCCACUCAAACAGCCCCAUUCAUGCGCCAAUAGCAUCGAUGGACAGAUCUGGCUCCUCCAGCAGAUGCACUAGUCCAGGACACCCGAUUCCAUACAGAAAUCGAUCUCCAUCACAUCAACAUGUUAUUGAAAUGACAAGCCUUACAUACCGUGCUAUAAGUAGUGGAGCUUUGCCGAGCAGUGGAAGAGAUGACAGUCCUUCGAAGGCUAGACGAAGGUCUCAACCAGUCGAAAGUCGGUACAGAAAAACCAAGUUUUAUUAA